UAUAUUUUUGGUCGGGUUGACUUGAUGACGAGACGAUCCUUUCAUGUCGUCCAGUGAUGCUAAGCUGAGAUGAAAAGAAACAAUCAUAAACAAAGUACAGAAGGGUUUGGAUUAUACUUUUUUGCAUCACUUGCUGCGUUGGGCUGUUAACAUUCGAUACAGAGUAGCAUAAGCUUACUUCUGUUGUUAAGUGUUUCUACUAGGUAAGUUUUGCAUAGAAAUGAUCAGCAAAUCUGAGCACGUGUGAAUUCCUCGCAGUUCAUGGCUGGUGGAGUAUGUUGCCAGACUAAUGUGCAUACAGUUUCACAGACUGCUCCUUCUCCGGGAAUCUCCUUGAUACACACUUUGCCUCAUGAAGCUGAAAUCUCAAGUGUCUCAAGUACUGAUUCAUCAAGUGGUCCUUCAAACUAUUCACGCAAUGUGCAGACCAAAUCUGGGCCUCUCAAAGAUGUACAUGUACCAACAAGGUUGAUGGAGAAUUUUCUGGAAAUCGCCAGCGACAACACUAAGAAGGAUAUAGAGACCUGUGGAUUUCUUGGUGCCAUCUUUAAAGAUGACAUCUUUUAUAUUACCUCUCUAAUAAUACCAAAACAAGAAUCAACCUCCAAUUCUUGUCAAGCCCUACAAGAGGAGGAAAUGUUUGCCAUACUACAUGAACAACCCCUCUUUCCAAUUGGAUGGAUUCAUACGCAUCCAUCUCAGAGCUGUUUCAUGUCAUCGAUCGAUUUGCAUACUCAAUAUUCUUAUCAGGUCAUGGUACCAGAGGCUAUUGGAAUUGUCAUGGCUCCUACCGAUACAUCAAGGGCAUAUGGAAUAUUCCAGCUAUCUGAUGGUGGAAAGAAAAUCCUCAAGGACUGCCCAGAGAAAGGAUUUCAUCUUCAUAAAGAACCAGUUGAUGGGAGUCCCCUCUAUGGGGAUUGCUCCAAUGUCUAUAUUAAUUCAUGUCUAAGACUAGAGAUAUUUGAUUUACGAUGAUUGGAUGAUGUAGCGUUAACAGGCAUUUAUGUCCAGGCUUCAUCUUGUUGAAAUAGCUAAACCAUCAAAACUUCGGGUACAAUUGUAAAUAAAAUAAGACUUUUCUGGUUUAAGAUACAA
Lycium ferocissimum is the source of this 1095-nucleotide messenger RNA. RefSeq names its product AMSH-like ubiquitin thioesterase 2. Lineage: Eukaryota; Viridiplantae; Streptophyta; Magnoliopsida; Solanales; Solanaceae. Gene Ontology annotation, biological process: protein K63-linked deubiquitination. The record is from RefSeq and is a predicted model, not a curated record. The transcript has 8 exons. Bases 262 to 975 code for a protein of 237 amino acids. Gene Ontology annotation, cellular component: endosome; membrane. Gene Ontology annotation, molecular function: protein binding; metal-dependent deubiquitinase activity; K63-linked deubiquitinase activity.